Prunus armeniaca (apricot) is the source of this 1764-nucleotide messenger RNA. NCBI's taxonomy places the organism in Eukaryota, Viridiplantae, Streptophyta, Magnoliopsida, Rosales, Rosaceae. The record is from the annotation of a GenBank genome assembly.
AUGAGUGAUACUGAAGAGAAUGAGGAAACUGGGAAAAACGUGCCAGUUGCUGCUGUAGAUAAUGGGCUACCAGAAAAUAUUCAAGAAAUUGAUCAUAAUAAGCAGAACAAUUCUCCUCAUUCUGGAGAAUCUGAGCCAGUCCAGGAAACCCCAAAUCCUGCUGAAAAUGGAGAAGCUUUACCUGAUAAGACCGACAUUGAAAUGACCGCUGAUGGUAAAAAUAAUGUAGAACCACAGUCCAAUUCACCCCAACCUGAUCAAGAUUCACCUCCUCCCUCAGUACCAAGAAAUGAUGAUGACCAACAAUUAGUCAAGCCAGAUACUGAACCCUUGAGUGGCGAUGACCAACAAUUAGUCAAGCCAGAUACUGAACCCUUGAAUGGCGAUGACCAACAAUUAGUCAAGCCAGAUACUGAACCCUUGAAUGGCGAUGACCAACAAUUAGUCAAGCCAGAUACUGAACCCUUGAAUGGCGAUGACCACCAAUUAGUCAAGCCAGAUACUGAACCCACAGCUGAUGCCAAGACUGAAGCCCAGGAUUUGCCUCAAAGUAAUAAUCAUGGGUGUGAGGAUGGCGACCCUGUUUCCACAAGUCAUCCAGAGACUGCUGAACCCACUGUUGGUGUUAAAACUGAAGCUUCUCAAGUUCCUGAGGGUGAGUCUAGUAGUGCUGUUGGAGAUACUGUAACAGUGAGUCAUAAUGAAGAUGUUAUGCCUCAUGCUGGAUCUUCUGAUAGAAAAGCUGAUACUGGGAGUGGAGAAGAAUUGAAGAAUAAUGAAAAAGAUAUUACUACGCCCAAAAAUAAUGGAAACCCAAACUCGAAGUGCUCGUUUCUUUUGGAUGACAGCCACAUGUCUGAAGGUAAUGAUUCUGGGACAGAAGAGGAGCAAUCAGCUUUUAUGGCGGUGGUGGAAAAUUUCUUUAGGGAGAGGAGCAUGGAAUUUAAACCUCCUAAGUUCUAUGGAGAGGGUUUGAAUUGCCUUAAGCUUUGGAGAGCUGUGACUAGAUUGGGUGGCUAUGAUAAGGUUACCUCAAGUAAGUUGUGGCGGCAAGUGGGAGAAACCUUUAAACCUCCAAAGACAUGCACUACGGUUUCAUGGACGUUUCGUGGCUUCUACGAGAAGGCACUCCUAGAUUAUGAAAGGCAUAAAUUUGGUACGGAGCCCAGUGUACAAAUCUCUUCCCAGGCAGAGCCUAUGAAUAUUGAUAACCAGGCUUCAGGAUCAGGCAGAGCAAGAAGGGAUGCUGCAGCACGUGCCAUGCAGGGUUGGCACUCACAACGUAUCCUUGGUAAUGGUGAAGUCAGUGACCCUAUUAUAAAGGAUAAAAAUUCUGCUUCUUUGCAAAAGCGUGAAAAACAGCUUAAAAGCAUCGGUUUACUUAAAAGAAAGAAGCCGCCUUACGUGGAUCAUGUGGUAAAAGCUGCACGUACUAAAGCAUCUAAGUCACAAUUGGAUGCGGAUGUGGUUGAUCUUGGACAUCCAGCAGAUUGGGUGAAGAUCAAUGUGCAAAGAACUAAAGAUUGUUUUGAGGUCUAUGCUUUAGUUCCAGGGCUUCUACGUGAGGAGGUGCGCGUUCAGUCAGAUCCAGCUGGGAGAUUGGUUAUAAGUGGAGAACCCGAGCAUCAUGAUAAUCCAUGGGGUGUCACACCUUUCAAAAAGGUUGUCACCUUACCAUCAAGAAUUGAUCCACACCAGACAUCAGCCGUGGUCACCCUGCACGGACAGUUGUUUGUUCGUGUUCCGUUUGAGCAGUCGGAAUAG